Cinara cedri is the source of this 592-nucleotide messenger RNA. Lineage: Eukaryota; Metazoa; Arthropoda; Insecta; Hemiptera; Aphididae. The record is from the annotation of a GenBank genome assembly.
CGUUCACGUUAUUAACUCCUUCUUUUGUGUUUUACCAUUUCGAAAUGGCUCCAUCAGCAAAAUCGGCAGGCAAAGCGAUGAAAAAGUCCGGCAAGGCGCAGAAGAACAUCACCAAGUCCGACAAAAAACGCAAACCCAAGAGGAAAGAGUCGUACGGUAUUUACAUCUAUAAAGUUUUGAAGCAAGUACAUCCGGAUACUGGUGUAUCGUCAAAAGCCAUGAGCAUCAUGAACAGUUUCGUCAAUGAUAUUUUCGAACGUAUCGCAUCCGAAUCCAGUCGUUUGGCGCAUUACAAUAAACGUUCUACGAUCACUAGUCGGGAAAUUCAAACCGCCGUUCGUUUGUUGUUACCCGGCGAAUUGGCAAAGCACGCCGUUAGUGAAGGCACUAAAGCAGUAACCAAGUAUACGAGUUCUAAAUAACCGACGUACGUACGACAUUUGAUCACUUCCCCCCCUACCUGCUCGUGAUAAAACGGCCCUUUUCAGGGCCACCAAAUGUAUUAUUAUUAUAUAUUACUUUUUAUCAAUCACUGUUAUCCUUCAGAUUUGUUUUUACCACAUUUUAUCUUUUCUACUAUGUUGUUUAUACU